GUUGGGAGGUUGGGUCUGUUUAGGAUUGCCUCCAGAUAAAACCAAAGGGGCAUGGUGUGUUUGGAGAGAGACAGGGCUUGAGGGUAAAAGGAAGGGGGAUUUAUCUAAAUUAAACUGGUCCUGUAUAGCAUAAGCUAGGGGGAAGUUGCUUUUUUCCUUCUAGGGUAGGUGAUACUGUUCUAGGAUCAUGUGGGGGUUUUCACAUCCAGGCUAGGUGACAACUUUGAAAUUGAAAGAAAGGAGGGAGGGAGUUUAAAACUUGAGCAGAAACAGGCAACUGGCCGGAACUGGCCUUGCUUGUGUGGCAGCAGGUCUUUUUUGAGAAAAAGCAACAGGUGUAGGUCCAGGAGGCAUCUUGGGUUUCUUCUAGGUAACAGGCUCCUUCGGUUCAUUUUGUCAGUUGAUGGGAAACAGGCUGCAGUAGGUUGGUGUAGCUUCAGGUGAGUGACAGAACUGAUCUGACAUCAGCUGUGAAAUCUGUCUGGCUCCCCAUCUCUCUUUGGUGUGGUUUCCCAUCAAGCGUCACUGAUGCCAGAACAAGGUCCCAGAAUGAACGGUUUUUCCCUGGGUGAGCUAUGCUGGCUCUUUUGCUGCCCGCCAUGCCCCAGCCGCAUAGCUGCCAAGCUGGCUUUUCUGCCCCCAGAGCCCACGUACACUGUGAUGCAACCAGAACAGCAAGAAGCUGGAACUGCUGCCGGGACACCAACGGGGAGUUGCAGCCUCCACUUGACUGAGCGGGCAGACUGGCAGUAUUCCCAAAGGGAGCUGGAUGCUGUGGAGGUCUUCUUCUCACGUACAGCCCGAGAUAACAGAUUGGGAUGCAUGUUUGUGCGUUGUGCUCCUUCCAGCCGGUAUACACUGCUUUUCUCCCAUGGCAACGCUGUGGAUCUGGGCCAGAUGUGUAGCUUCUACAUUGGCCUGGGCUCUCGUAUCAACUGCAAUGUUUUCUCCUAUGACUACUCUGGUUAUGGAGUGAGCACUGGUAAACCAUCCGAAAAGAACCUUUAUGCAGACAUCGAUGCGGCUUGGCAGGCCCUCCGAACAAGAUAUGGUGUUAGUCCUGAGAAUAUAAUUCUAUAUGGACAGAGUAUUGGGACGGUUCCCACUGUGGACCUGGCAUCCCGCUACGAGUGUGCAGCUGUGAUCCUUCAUUCGCCGUUGAUGUCUGGCUUACGGGUAGCUUUUCCAGACACUAGGAAAACAUACUGCUUUGAUGCUUUCCCCAGCAUUGACAAGAUUUCUAAAGUAACCUCUCCUGUGUUGGUGAUUCAUGGUACCGAAGAUGAAGUAAUAGAUUUCUCACAUGGCCUGGCAAUGUACGAGCGAUGUCCCCGGGCGGUAGAACCUCUCUGGGUUGAAGGAGCUGGCCACAAUGACAUAGAGCUUUACGCACAGUAUCUAGAGCGACUAAAACAGUUCAUAUCUCAUGAACUCCCCAACUCUUGAAGAAUCCUACUUGGUCUUUCUUUUUUCCUUUUUCAUUUCUCUUGUUUUUUUUUUUACCUCAGUUAACUGUGAAUGGAAGAACUUAACCUGUUUUUUGCACAUACAUUAACUGGAUUAGCUGUAGUAGCUUUAUACUAUGAAGAAAUGCCCUAUCACGAGGGUGAAUCCAAUCAAGUCUGACUUUUUUAUAACAGAAAGCUAUUCUGACAGUCACUACUGUAAUCCCCAAUAUUUUUUUUUAACCUUCAUUACCCAGAAGAGUUGGAUUGGUGGAGGGGAAGCUACUAGAAUAGGAGGAUACUAAAUCUAGUGCAAUUCACAUAGUUUCUCUUCUCUCCCCCCAGCUUCAAGUCAUUUAAUUCCUGUAACUUUUUUCUUUAAAAUCUUCCCACUCUUUUGAAAGGGAACAGUCUGGGGCUACAGUCGAAGAACAUUCUUCAUGUAAAGUUUUUGGCUGUGCUAUUGUAACUGGAAAGGGGUUUUUUUGUGGUGAUGUUUUCUUGUGAUUUCCCCCACUAUCUUACUGACCUUCCCAAGUAAAUGACAACUGACUUCCUAGGGAACGUGCCUCCUUUCUAAAUGGAUCUGGUUCUGAAACAAGCCUCACAUCAGUUUUCUGAAUAUUUGCAAACUUAAAUUUUCUUUUAAAAAUGAGUAAAAUGGCUAAAUCCUAUAAUUCUUUAUACAUAAAAAAUUAAAUGUGUAAAUUUACUAAAUCUGUUAUUCAGAUAAUAUUU
Gekko japonicus is the source of this 2183-nucleotide messenger RNA. It is a transcript of the gene ABHD17C, whose product is annotated as abhydrolase domain containing 17C. The transcript is spliced from 3 exons. Lineage: Eukaryota; Metazoa; Chordata; Lepidosauria; Squamata; Gekkonidae. The coding region runs from base 529 to 1446 and encodes 305 amino acids. Gene Ontology annotation, cellular component: plasma membrane; endosome membrane. Gene Ontology annotation, biological process: protein depalmitoylation. The record is from RefSeq and is a predicted model, not a curated record. Gene Ontology annotation, molecular function: palmitoyl-(protein) hydrolase activity.